Messenger RNA from Equus quagga, 919 nucleotides. It is a transcript of the gene ICAM4, whose product is annotated as intercellular adhesion molecule 4 (Landsteiner-Wiener blood group). Gene Ontology annotation, molecular function: integrin binding. Bases 81 to 899 code for a protein of 272 amino acids. Gene Ontology annotation, cellular component: membrane. The transcript has 3 exons. The record is from RefSeq and is a predicted model, not a curated record. Lineage: Eukaryota; Metazoa; Chordata; Mammalia; Perissodactyla; Equidae. Gene Ontology annotation, biological process: cell-cell adhesion.
GGAGGCGGGGCUGGGGCCUCCUUAUCUCCAGAGCCAGCCUUGCUCCCUGACGCGGGGCCCCUCAGUCCGGGCUCUUUGCCAUGGGGCCUCUGUUCCCCAUCUCGCUGCUGGUUUUGCUGACCGCCGCGUCUCUGGGAGGCGGGAGCGCGCGGAGGCGCCGGGCGGCGCGGGCGCCAGGCCCCGGGGGCAGCUCUCCGGCGCCCUCGGGGACCUCAGCGCCCUUCUGGGUGCGCAUAAGCCCCGCGUUCGUGGCCGUGCCACCCGGGAGCUCAGUGUGGCUCAACUGCAGUAGCAGCUGCCCCCUGCCGGACGGGUCCAGCCUCCGCACGGGGCUGCGGCGCGGCCAGACGCUCGGGGGACCGGGCUGGGUAUCCUACCAGCUGCUGGACGUGAGGGCCUGGAGCUCCGACGUGCUCUGCCUCGUCACCUGCGCGGGAGAAACGCGGGGGGCCACGGCCAGGAUUAACGCCUACAAAGAGCCGCGCAGCGUGAUCCUGGAGCCUCCGGUCCUAGUGGGCAGUGAGUACACUCUGCGCUGCCACGUGACGCAUGUGUUCCCCGUGGGCUUCCUGGUGGUGACGCUCAGGCGCGGCGGCCAGGUCAUCUACUCCGAGAGCCUGGAGCGCUACAAGGGCUUGGAUCUGGCCAAUGUGACGCUGACCCACGCGUUUCGCGCCAGGCCCCACGACCUCUGGCAGCCCGUGACCUGCCACGCGCGCCUCGAUCUCGACGGCCUGGUGGUCCGCAGCAGCUCGGCACCCAUCACGCUAACGGUCCUCGCUCUGAGCCCCGCGUCCAAAGCCGUGGCCUCCACGUCCAUCGCAGCCCUUGUGGGGAUCUUUCUCGUCAUGGGGGUCGCCUACCUGCGAAAGUCCCUGGCGAUGCAGUCCCGGUCGUAGCGAGGGGUGGUCCACGCCGG